AUGCUGGUUUUUCAGCGAUUGCGUCGGCUUUAUAUACUAGCAAUUACACUCUUGUUUUGCAUCAUUUUCAUACAGUUUAUCCCAUACUUUGGAACCGGCCUUGGUACUAGCCCAUUAACUUGCCGGCUCUCUGCUACGCCACCUCACAUACCGUCCUCCCAUGCCUCCAACAACUGCCCGCUUUUAUCGACUUCACGCCCGCAGGCAGACUCCUCUGAUACAAAGUUAGCAUCAGCCUUGUCGCCAGCAGAACUUCUUUGUCGCUCGCCAAAGUCUUUACAGGGGGGGAUUCCGAAGCUGCUUCACCAAAGCUGGAAAUCGACAGAAUUACCUGCUAAGUUUAAAAAAUGGAGCAAUACGUGUCGCAGGCAGCACCCUGAUUGGGAAUGGGUUCUAUGGACCGAUGAAGAUAACCUCCAGCUUGUCAAGCAAUACUUCCCGUGGCUCGAGGAUACUUUUCUAAGUCUCCCCGGGAAUAUCUACAGAGCAGAUUUGGCACGGAAUCUUUAUAUGUAUCUUUUUGGGGGCGUUUACGCCGAUUUGGACACCGAAUGUCUGCGCCCUACACUCAGUGGUCUUGCAUCCCAGAACAUUUCUUUGCCCGAUCAACACAGCAAAACUUUUGGCGAUGAAGCUUCCAUGGCACGAGUUGCGCUGUUUGGUCGCAUGGGGUCUGAUCCAACUUUCGAUCACAGCAUACCCAAUGCAUGGAUGGCCGCCUCAGCUGGACAUCCUUUCUUCCUAUUCCCUAUGAGCUCUGCGCAAGCAGAGAUACAAAAGAGCAGGCGCAUUCUACACAGCUGGUGGUACGAUUACCCCUCGGCAGAGCAGUUGACUGGUCCUAUUGCUCUGCGUAAAAAUGUAAAACAAUAUGAAUCUUGUGGUGACGCAGCGAACACGAUAAUUGUAUUGCCCGACAGUAUGGUAUACCCUUUCAAUUGGAACACCGAAGAAGAUGUGCGGUCUCCGUGUUCAGCAGAGAAAGAGACAUUCAAUGAAACUCAGUGUAAAAAUGUGUUGGGAGUUGACCUAAAAGGCAGCAUUUCCAUAACAUACUGGUCGCAUACUCACAGAGGCAAGGGCUCAGACAUGGAAAAUAUAGAACGCAUUAGCCAAGACAAAUAA
Messenger RNA from Trichoderma gamsii, 1125 nucleotides. RefSeq lists its product as hypothetical. Gene Ontology annotation, biological process: mannosyl-inositol phosphorylceramide biosynthetic process. Bases 1 to 1125 code for a protein of 374 amino acids. Gene Ontology annotation, molecular function: mannosyltransferase activity. NCBI's taxonomy places the organism in Eukaryota, Fungi, Ascomycota, Sordariomycetes, Hypocreales, Hypocreaceae. The record is from RefSeq and is a predicted model, not a curated record. The transcript is spliced from 2 exons.